ACCGAGGAAGAGGGGUUAAAGACGAAGAAGAGUUUGAGGGUUCCCGGGUGUUGAACCGCUCCACAGACUCUCAUACACCCAAAACAGAACCUCAAAGACCCCAUGAAAGACCAGCACAGACCGGGCUCCCACUGUCCCCGAUGCCCGUGAAUCAAGCGCCCUUUACGCUGGACAGAUGACCGAGAGCCGCGCUGUCCGUUCACCUACUAUGGUGUCUGAUUGGAGCUAACGCCUUUGAAUCACUACAUCAUCAACCAAAGACCCAGAGUGAUGGAGGAAGGAGCAGAACUGAUGAAGGACAUAGUGUUUCGAGGUGUGGAGUUUGCUGUUAAGAUGGAAGUGGACAAUGGCUUGUUGAUUGUUGAAAUUUCUGACUCUACAACAGCAGAUCAAUGGAGGGGGGAAUUUGAUCCAGCAUAUAUUGAAGACCUCACCCGAAAAACUGGCAACUUCAAGCAGUUUGCUAUAUUCUGUAGUAUGUUGGAAUCAGCUGUUAAAAGGUCAAGUGAUUCAGUCACACUGGACCUCCUGACCUAUGCUGAUCUGGAGCUGCUGCGAAACAGAAAGGCAGGAGUGGUCAGUCGGCCUCGUACCAAUCAACAGUCCUCUGCCCUGACCGCCAAGCGAUAUCUCAUCCUCAUUUACACCGUUGAGUUUGACCGGAUCCAUUACCCGUUACCGCUACCCUAUAUUGGAAAACCAGACCCUGCUGUACUACAAAAAGAAAUCAGAGCUUUAAGGGGGGAACUGGGCGCAGUCACCUCUCAGGGAAUCAACAAAUCAGACAAAAUGGAAAUACAGAGGCUACGAGAAGAGUUGUUGCUGGUAAAAGAAGAGAAGGAUGCCAUGACUAAAGUUUUGGAGAGACUUCAGAUUGGAGGGGGUAUAGUGACCCCUGGGAGAGAAGAGUGGAGAAGUCGAGAUGUGGUCCGAUCUCUUGAGGAGCAACUUGUGAAAGAAAGGGCCAAGAACCAGCGCUCUGCAAGUAAAAGGAGUCAGGAGCAGAGACUUCUGAUGGAACAGUUUGAGGAGCUGCGUGCAUCUGAAUGUGCCCUCAGAGCUCGUGUCAAGAGUCUCACCAAUGAACUGGCAAUGCUGCGGAGAGGAAAAGUGACUCCAGUUUCCAGUCACGUCACUUCUCGACUUGAAGGUGAAGUCUAUCGAUCUUUGUCCCAAGAGAGGAGAUCUGGAUAUGAGGUGGUCCGAGCGCGGUCGGGGUCCAGGGAGCGGAUGGGGGACAGGAUUCAAAGGUCCGAGGAGCGAGGCAGAAGAUCAGACUCAACAGGACCAAGAGGCCGAAUACCUAGACCGUCUCCGUCUCCCACGGGUUCAAGAGGUUCUCGCUUUGAUCCAACUGCUUAUAUCCAGGACAAACAACGCAGACAGAAAGAAGCAGAAAUCAAGAAACAAAGAAAAAUGCGGAAGGACAUGCUAGCGUCACCAGUUUUCCAUGAAAGGGGUCGUUCACGCUCCAGAGAGCCUCUGAUGGCACGGUCGGGCAGCCGAGGGAGGAGCUUGUCUGUAGAGAGGAGGCUGAGCCGAAACUCUUCAGAAAGUUCAUUAGUCGACAUGGACGAAAUGACAAAAACAUUUUUAAGAGGAAGAAAACCAAUGUACAAUGGACCUAGUGUGUCUAGAGGAGGCCUUGUGACCCGGAAGCCAUUAUGUAGCACACCAACACAAAGAUUAAGAGACAAAGAGAGCUCUAUUGACACUGGGGCAGAGUUGUCCGAGAUUGAUGCCAGGCUGCAAGCACUUCAGGAGUACAUGAGGGACUUGGACACUGGACGUUAGAAAUUUUCUGUUGGGCAAAAUUUGU
Molecule: messenger RNA, 1819 nt
Organism: Periophthalmus magnuspinnatus
Lineage: Eukaryota; Metazoa; Chordata; Actinopteri; Gobiiformes; Gobiidae
Gene: ccdc61
Product: coiled-coil domain containing 61
Exons: 13
Coding region: 271-1794 (507 amino acids)
Cellular component (GO): centrosome
Source: RefSeq, a predicted model, not a curated record